CAUGAAUUGGAAUUUUCCUCGUCAUCUUAUCCGGAGUCUGCCAGAUUUUGUGGCUUCACAAUUCGAAAUCUCUUCCCCCCACUUAAGUUCGCCCCCACCCUUUUCUGCCCGCUUCGCUGCCUUCCUUGUCUGACCUUCCGCUUCGAAACUUGCUGAUCCCAAUUCCUACAUUCCCUGCCAACUUCAAAUAGCUCCGCGAGGAUUCGUCAACCACUUGUUCUACUGGGAACUGCCGUUUGCUGGUGGAAAGAUGGAGAGAUUUUCUCAAAGCGAGAGCAUCCUCUUGGGCUACAAUCAUCAAAGGCCGUCCACGAAUCCGAGCACGCCGCUCCGAAACUCGGACGUUGAUUUCCACGAUGUGUUCGGGGGCCCGCCGAGGCGGUCGUCAAUUCAGGAGAUGCCUUACGGUAUCGGCGAAUCGCCGGAUUUCAGCGCAUCGCGAAUGGAGGAGGAUGGUGUUUGUUGCGCCUGGCCUUGUGUUGGCGAGAAACCUGUGUUUGGGGAAGAUAAUUUGAAUAGAAGGCGGCACACAAACGAUAACUUCUACGACGAUAUAUUUGGAGGAGAUGAGUCUCCGUGUCGCACUCCUGUGAAGCAUGAACGACACCCUUUCUCUUCGACGCCAGCUUCCAGAAUUUUGAGCCCUGCCCCUCCUCUACCUCCCGCACCUGCUUCACCUGCUCCUCCUCCUCUCCCUCCAACAUUGAGCCUUCCCGCCAAAUUGACAAAAGGGACGGACCUUCCGACGUUUGGUUCCCCUACUAGAAGCCUACGCACGAGUGCCGCUUUAAAUGGCUUGAGCUCUUCAGAUUCUCCAGCCACUCAUCUAUCAAGAUUUUCAAGCCACGCUACUCAAGGUAAGGAGGAGUUAAACAACGGUUCGGGAACCCUACGGCCAAGUCGCUCAUCACACGAGAUUUCAGACUUGAGCGUAUCUGACAAAGCAGACAAAGGAGGCGAUAGUGCAGGUCAGUUUCAUUUCUCAAUAUAUAAAUGGGCAAGUAAAGGGGCGGUGCCACUAUUGAUGCCUCUCAGGACAGAAAGAAACUCAAGAACAAAAGAAAAUGUUAAACUUGAGAGAUGCACAAGCGCUAAGGAUUGGAUAGCAAGAGAAAGUACCUCACAGAGUGAUGGUUCUUUAGCAAAUACCAGCUCCUCUUCGUUGAAAAGCAGACAACAUUGUUCAGCUACUUUCGUAACCUCUCAAAAUGUGACAGAUUCGCUAGACGAAAGAGGUUCUGCGAAACCUAAUUUGACAUCCUUAAGCACACUUCAAAAUGUUACAAAAGAUGUUUCCGGUAGUUCUUUAUCAUCUGACGCUAAAGCAGAAUCAAGUAUCAACUCUGUAAGUGAGAAAGAAGUUUCUGGAAAAAUGAAAGAGGAGUUAGUUCAGACAAUUAAAACUCACAAGGCUGAGUCAAAAUCGUCACAUUCUCUAUUCAGCAAGAGUGAUGGCACGCAAGAUUAUCUUGAGAAGAUUAAAAUGGAGAAGGGAAAAGAAAGCAAAACUAUGAAGCCAUCUGCUCUUUGCGACAUUAGUACUAAUUGGAAGAAACAGGUAAAAAAGACAGUCGACUUGAAGGAUGUAGAAGCAGCUAAAGCUGCGUUGCAAAGUUCGUUAAGAUUGGAUGAGAAUAUGGAGAAUGUCAAGGUGAAAGGGAAAGUCAAAGAAUUUGUUCGAAUAUUCAACCAAGAAGCUUUUACGAAGCCGAGAGUUGGCACCAAAUCGUAUGAAUACAAGCUGAGAAGUGUUUUACGAAGAACAGAAGAAGCGGAAGAUAGUCCUCAACUGUCGAAGAAAGAGGACUCUGCCACAGAGACUACCAACAUUUUUGGUAAUGAUUUGUCUCGGCAGGAUGAUAUCUCAGCAACAGAUAACGCAAUUCCUGAUAGUACAGUUACAGUUGAAGACGGGCUUUUCCAUGGGAAUUUUCUGGUAAAGGAGCUAGCGCAAGAUGAGAAUGAAGUAUUGCAAACCCAGGAUAAUGAAGAAAUCAAAGUCAUUGAUGAUAAGAUACGACAAUGGUCUAACGGGAAGCAAGGAAAUAUACGGUCCCUGCUAUCAACAUUACAAUAUGUGCUUUGGCCUGACAGCGGCUGGAGGCCUGUGCCUCUUGUUGAUAUAAUCGAAGGAAAUGCAGUCAAAAGAGCAUAUCAAAGAGCGUUACUAUGUCUACACCCGGACAAGCUGCAGCAGAAGGGUGCUGCUUCUCAUCAAAAAUACAUUGCAGAAAAAGUUUUUGAUAUUCUGCAGGAGGCAUGGACUCAUUUCAACAUGCUUGGUGCUGUCUAACCUCUGUCAUUACCAAUACAGAGGGGCAAAGAAACCCUGAUGAGAAUUUGCUGUCUGUCAACGAUGAGAUUGAUCCCUAUAGCAACUUCAUGUGAUUACUUGGUCACGGAGCUGCAGCUAUCUCUUGAGGUAGAGUGUAAAUGAUUGACUCCACAAAUGUACAAUUUUCAAUGCUGGCAUGGAUUUGGAUCCCUUGGAGAGCCUAUUUCGUGCAAUUGCUCAAUUGCAAUUAUGCAUGCAACACAUUUUUUAUUAAAAUUUUUUAAUUUUAUUUAUGACAUUUUUUUUCAUUCCAAUACACUACAUUUGAGCACAGCUCAAAAAUAGGUACUGCAAGUAAUCCAAAUCUGGCUAAAAUACACCCGAGAGCUCUCUUUUGUCCCAGUGCAGAAAUUUUCGUAUGUAUUUGUAGCAGAUAAAACACUGUACGCAUUGCAUGUUAAAAUUAUCGGGCUCCUAUUAUGGGAUGUUUUCUGAGGUGGUCUUCCAGUACAAGCCCCUCGUUGUUUCUUCAUCCUUCUUUUUCGUCAGAAGCCUUCGCGGCAGCGUGUCUCAUUUCUGUUGCUGCUGCUUCUUUGUACUUGAACUUUUUAUUGUCGUUGAUGAAGAAAAUUCUUCUGAACGCUCAAA
Messenger RNA from Neltuma alba, 2923 nucleotides. Its product is annotated as J domain-containing protein required for chloroplast accumulation response 1. Gene Ontology annotation, biological process: clathrin-dependent endocytosis; clathrin coat disassembly. Gene Ontology annotation, cellular component: intracellular membrane-bounded organelle; cytoplasm; vesicle. Gene Ontology annotation, molecular function: clathrin binding. The record is from RefSeq and is a predicted model, not a curated record. The transcript has 9 exons. The coding region runs from base 251 to 2293 and encodes 680 amino acids. NCBI's taxonomy places the organism in Eukaryota, Viridiplantae, Streptophyta, Magnoliopsida, Fabales, Fabaceae.